AAUCAAAUAAAUUGCAAACAAUUAACUAAGCAACAAAACUUCCCACCCCAAUAAAAAAAUAUAUAAAUGUUGCGCGUGCGCAAACUUAAAACCGGCGUGUGAUUCAAGGUUUCAAACCUCCAAAUCUGAAUCAAACAGGAAUUUCAACACGGACCGUGCACAAACGGUCGCCAGUUCCCGAAAAAGGUAUUCAAGCGGUGUCGGCAAAAUGUGGCCCGAAGUAGAAACGGUCCAAAAGGAAAAUCGUCACGAACUUGUGUUGUCGGGACAUGUAAUCAACGAGAGACUUGAGAAGAACGGCUUGGACAGUCACAUUUUCGAGUUGGACAGCCUCAAUUACUUGAACAUUUCGGACACCAAACUAGAAAACGUGCCGGACGAAAUCGGUAAGCUCGUCAACUUACAGUCGUUGGUUUUGCACAGCAACAAGCUGGAAGUGUUCAACGAGAACAUUUGCAAGUUACCCAAACUGAAGGUGCUGGAUCUGUCCAAGAACCAAUUGAAAAGCGUGCCCGAAAGUCUGGGACAGAUGACGCAGUUGGUCACGUUGAAUUUAUCACAGAAUUUGUUGGAGACGUUCCCCGAGAUGACUAAAACUGUUAAGCUGACAGAUUUGCACUUGCACAACAACAAACUGACGAGCUUCCCCAACAUUUGCAGCAACGAAUUAACAAACUUUUUCGAACUGAACAUCAAGGCAAACGAAAUUGAAACGGUCCCCGCUGAUAUUAACAAGUUGCAGAGCCUGAAAGUGUUGGAUAUGAGUUCAAACAAGAUCAAAAGUCUUCCCGGUGAGCUGGCAGACUGCACCAAGCUAAAGGACUUGAAUCUCAAGCAGAAUCCGAUAGCAGACAGGCGCCUUUUCAAACUAAUCGAGCAGUGCAAGCCCAAACAAGUGCUGGACUAUAUUAAACAACAUUGCCCAAGAUCAAACAAUGAAAUCACCCAAUCGAAGAAAGGUAAGAAGGGCAAAAACCGUACGGUCUCGAUCGAAAGCGACGACGCCGACUACAAAUACACCAUAACGGUGCAAAGAUCCCCGGAAAACGGAAUUUGGGUGGACGUGGAACCGUCAGUCAAAACAGUACGUGAGCACAUACUGUGCUGCGUGAUCCAAGACGUCAAGUUCACCGAAGAACUGUACAAAAAGUUCAUACAGCUUCAGAACAAGCUGCACGAAACUGUGUGCGAGAGGAGAAACGCCGCAACCAUCGCCACCCACGAUUUGAACAAGCUGCCUAGUGGACAGUUGUUGUACACGACAAAGACGCCGCAGGAGCUGCAGAUUAAGCCUCUGAACAGGGCUGGCUUCAUGACCGGUGCAGAGCUGUUUUCCAGACUGCAGACAGAGGCCAACAACAUGAGGAAGGAGAAAAAGAGGAACACCUACUCGGGCCUGCACAAGUAUCUGUAUCUGAUCGAGGGCAAGCCCAGGUAUCCUUGCCUCUUGAAUUCGGCGGCUCAGGUCAUUUCCUUCCCUCCCAUCACCAAUUCUGAUAUUUCAAAGAUUGAAGUCCAAACCAGUUCUAUUUUUGUGGAGGUGACAAGCUCCUUGAACAUGGACACUUGCAGGAAAGUGCUGGACACUCUUCUGAGGGAAACCGUGGCUCUUUUCGAUUCCGAUUUAACCGUCGUACAAGUUAGAACCAUGUCAACUCAGGAUGGCGACUUCAAAUUGAAGGGGGUUUAUCCAGCCAAGGUCGAUUUGAAUUAUGCCACUGGCGUUAAUAUUAAAGUUGUCAGGGAGUGAUUGACAAUUUAUAUUUUUUUACUUUUAUAAAAAUGAAUUUUGUGUUAAUUAUUUUGCAUUUAGUUAUAAGGAAUAUCGUUUUUUUGCUUAGCAUUUGAUUUGUUGUUUGAUUAUUGUAAGGUCAGUAAAACUGACUGUUAUUCAUGUUCAUGUUUUGUGUUAAAUAUAUUUUUUGGUUUAUAUCUUAUUUAUUUUCAAGAAUUUGUUACAGACUGAACUGAAUAAGCUUCGCUUUUUUAAGUUUUUGUUUGGAUAAUAAACUUUAAUGAAAGUUUUAA
Messenger RNA from Aethina tumida (small hive beetle), 2028 nucleotides. Its product is annotated as leucine-rich repeat-containing protein 47-like. The coding region runs from base 209 to 1750 and encodes 513 amino acids. Gene Ontology annotation, biological process: phenylalanyl-tRNA aminoacylation. Lineage: Eukaryota; Metazoa; Arthropoda; Insecta; Coleoptera; Nitidulidae. The transcript is spliced from 3 exons. Gene Ontology annotation, molecular function: phenylalanine-tRNA ligase activity; protein binding; RNA binding. The record is from RefSeq and is a predicted model, not a curated record.